Phasianus colchicus (ring-necked pheasant) is the source of this 2589-nucleotide messenger RNA. It is a transcript of the gene GAD1, whose product is annotated as glutamate decarboxylase 1. Gene Ontology annotation, molecular function: glutamate decarboxylase activity; pyridoxal phosphate binding. NCBI's taxonomy places the organism in Eukaryota, Metazoa, Chordata, Aves, Galliformes, Phasianidae. Gene Ontology annotation, cellular component: cytoplasm; presynaptic active zone. The record is from RefSeq and is a predicted model, not a curated record. Gene Ontology annotation, biological process: GABA biosynthetic process.
GUAGGACGCUCAGCCUGGCGUGUAUUUCGGGGAUCGGCUGAUAAGGCACGGCAAUGGGCUGCGGUUGGGAUUGUAGGUCAUCAUCAGGGCCGGUCAUUUCGAAGCCCGCUCCCCACAUUGGUUUCCAUUUGACGCGAGUCACCUCAUCGCCUUGCUCAGUGGCCACCGAUAUAAUUGCGAUAGACUUCACGGUCCGCUAAACCCGUCAUUCCGGCGCAGGGGUAGCGCCUCGGCAUCCAGCGAGGGGACGCGGCUGCUCUUCAGCCUCUCGAGGCAUCUUCCCUGCGUGACCCUCAGCGCGUCGGCCCCGGAACGGCCGCCUCCGCGCCCAGCAGCCCCACUCGGCCCGGGAGCCCGACCUGUCCUGGGACCCGCGCUGCUCACCGGGGGCCGCCGCCUCCCACCCGCCGGCAUCCACGCCCCCCCGCGCGGUCCUCCAGAAGAGCGGGCUACUAAACGCGCCUUCUAUCCCUUCCUUCCUUCCUUCCAGUAAAUUCCUCGCUGCCCACUCGCCCUCGGAGGAAUAUCGAAGGAAAGCCGAACUCCGGGCACUGGGGCUGUUCUGAAAGGAUGGCUUCCUCCGCUCCCUCGUCCUCCAACGACGCUCCGGACCCCGCCCCAACCAAUUUACGACCUACAACCUACGACUCGUGGUGCGGCGUUGCGCACGGAUGCACCAGGAAGAUCGGCCUGAAGAUAUGCGGGUUCCUGCAAAGGACCAACAGCCUGGAAGACAAAAGCCGGAUCGUGGGUUCCCUGAAGGAGCGGCAGUCCUCCAAGAAUCUGUUGGCGUGCGAGAACAGCGAGCGGGAAGCCCGGUUCCGCCGCACCGAGACGGACUUCUCCAACCUGUAUGCCCGAGAUUUGCUGCCCGCUAAGAAUGGCGAGGAGCAGACUAUGCAGUUCCUGCUGGAGGUCGUGGACAUACUCCUCAACUACGUGAGGAAGACGUUUGACAGAUCCACCAAAGUGCUGGACUUCCACCACCCGCACCAGCUGCUGGAGGGCAUGGAGGGCUUCAACCUGGAGCUAUCGGACAACCCCGAGUCCCUGGAGCAGAUUCUGGUGGACUGCCGGGACACGCUCAAGUACGGGGUGCGGACAGGUCACCCGCGCUUCUUCAAUCAGCUGUCCACGGGCCUGGACAUGAUCGGCCUGGCGGGGGAGUGGCUGACAUCCACCGCUAACACCAACAUGUUUACGUAUGAAAUUGCCCCUGUUUUUGUCCUCAUGGAACAAAUAACACUUCGAAAGAUGAGAGAGAUUAUUGGAUGGUCGAAUAAAGAUGGUGAUGGAAUAUUCUCACCUGGAGGAGCCAUCUCCAACAUGUACAGCAUAAUGGCCGCACGCUACAAAUAUUUCCCUGAAGUCAAAACCAAAGGCAUGGCUGCAGUCCCUAAACUGGUUCUCUUUACCUCAGAACAUAGUCACUACUCAAUAAAGAAAGCUGGAGCUGCACUUGGGUUUGGAACAGACAAUGUAAUUUUGAUAAAGUGCAAUGAAAGAGGAAAAAUAAUACCAGCUGAUUUGGAAGCAAAAAUUUUGGAAGCAAAACAAAAGGGAUACGUUCCUCUCUUUGUAAAUGCAACUGCGGGCACAACAGUUUAUGGAGCCUUUGAUCCAAUACAGGAGAUUGCAGAUAUAUGUGAAAAAUACAACCUCUGGCUGCACGUAGAUGCUGCUUGGGGAGGUGGACUCUUAAUGUCCCGAAAGCAUCGCCAUAAACUGAAUGGAAUAGAAAGAGCCAAUUCAGUCACUUGGAAUCCACACAAGAUGAUGGGAGUAUUGUUGCAGUGUUCUGCCAUUCUGGUCCGGGAGAAGGGUAUACUUCAAGGCUGCAAUCAAAUGUGUGCAGGAUAUCUUUUCCAGCAAGACAAACAGUAUGAUGUAUCCUAUGACACUGGAGAUAAGGCAAUACAGUGUGGUCGACAUGUGGACAUUUUCAAAUUCUGGUUGAUGUGGAAGGCAAAGGGUACAGUGGGAUUUGAAAAUCAGAUCAACAAAUGCCUGGAACUGGCAGAAUAUCUCUAUACUAAAAUAAAAAACAGAGAAGAAUUUGAGAUGGUUUUUGAAGGAGAGCCGGAGCACACAAAUGUAUGUUUCUGGUAUAUUCCACCAAGUCUCAGAGGCAUGGCAGACUGUGAUGAGAGACGAGAAAAGCUGCACAGGGUGGCACCGAAAAUCAAAGCCCUGAUGAUGGAGUCAGGUACUACCAUGGUUGGAUAUCAGCCUCAGGGCGAUAAGGUCAACUUCUUCCGAAUGGUCAUCUCAAACCCAGCAGCAACUAAGUCUGACAUAGACUUCCUCAUUGAGGAAAUAGAGAGAUUGGGGCAGGAGCUGUAGUGCAAUGGAUGAGUUAUUCGUUUCUCUAAUUCACUGUUUUCCAGUACUGGUUAUUUUUUCAACCCAGUUCUGCAGAACAUGUUUUAAGGAAAUUCUCUUUCUGUAAGUUUCAAUCUCCUAAGACGUCCUUAAGCAGUGACAAAAACUUAUAGGCUACUGAAAUAUAUGUGUAUUGGUAGAUCACUUUUCUGAGGGAAAAUGUAUUAUCUUGAAGUUGAAGUACUGUUGACUCUUAGAUUGGUCUUG